This is a messenger RNA of Telopea speciosissima, 1318 nucleotides long. Its product is annotated as heat shock factor protein HSF30-like. Gene Ontology annotation, biological process: regulation of transcription by RNA polymerase II. Lineage: Eukaryota; Viridiplantae; Streptophyta; Magnoliopsida; Proteales; Proteaceae. The record is from RefSeq and is a predicted model, not a curated record. The transcript has 2 exons. The coding region runs from base 1 to 1254 and encodes 417 amino acids. Gene Ontology annotation, cellular component: nucleus. Gene Ontology annotation, molecular function: DNA-binding transcription factor activity; RNA polymerase II cis-regulatory region sequence-specific DNA binding.
AUGGAACGGAUAAAGGUUGAAGAAGAAGAGGAGGAGGAGGAAGUGGUGAUUGUCGGCGGUGGCGAUGGCGGUGGUUCGUCGCCUUCAUCGUCUUCGUUAUCAUCUCCGGCGUUUCCACCUCAACCAAUGGAGGGUUUGCAUGACACUGGACCUCCUCCUUUCCUAACCAAGACAUUCGAAAUGGUGGAAGAUCCAUCCACUGAUUCCAUCGUGUCCUGGAGCAGAGCUGGAAAUAGCUUCGUCGUUUGGGAUUCCCACAUGUUCUCCAGUACUCUCCUCCCCAAAUACUUCAAGCACAGCAAUUUCUCCAGUUUUAUUCGUCAGCUCAACACUUAUGGUUUCAGAAAGGUUGAUCCUGAUAGAUGGGAAUUCGCCAGCGAAGGGUUCCUUGGAGGACAGAAGCAUUUGUUGAAGACCAUCAAGAGAAGGAGACAUGUCAAUCAGAACAUCCAACAUCAAGAAGGAGGACUAGGAUCUUGUGUUGAAUUGGGCAGGUACGGUCUCGAAGCCGAAAAAGAGAGAUUGAAGAGGGACCGUAACCUACUCAUGCUGGAAAUUGUGAAGCUAAGGCAGCAGCAACAGUCCUCCAGAGAUAAAAUCGUUACCAUCGAAGAACGUCUGCAAGGUACAGAGAGGAAGCAGCAACAUAUGAUGGCUUUCCUGUGUAGGGCUCUCAAGAACCCAGCUUUUGUGCAACAACUUAUUCAGCUAAACGAGCAGGACGGAGAGCUUAGAAACGGCGGCAUUGGUAGGAAACGAAGACUACCUCCAAGCCGGAGCACCGAAAACUUACAGGACGAGACUGCAUCAGCGAUUGUAGCAGCAGAAGCCAUAAGUUCUCCCCAAUUUCCGAGUUUCAUCGGUCGAGCCCAGGAAGAAGUGCCCACCGUUGAAUCAGAUAUCGAGACUUUGUUCUCUGCAGCCAUUGAAAAUGGGCCGAACAGAGCAAUUAAGGGCGUGAAGGUUGAUGUCAACCCCAGUUAUAGCGAUCCGGAUUUGGGUACAGGUGCUACUGAUUUAGCGUGGGAGGAAUUGCUGAAUGAGGAUCUGAUUGCAGGAGGAGGAGGAGAAGAAAUAGAAUUAGGGAAUAAUCCAUCCGAAAUUGAUGUGGAAGUUGAGGAAUUGGUUGUCCAACCGGCCAAUUGGGGUGGAAAUGUGGAAGACUUAGUGGAACAAAUGGGAUAUCUGGUGUCAAAUAAAACCUCAAACGAGGUUGGAUUGGAUGGAUUGCAGAUUGCAGGUUCCUGGUCUUGAUGUCAGCAUUUCCAUCUUCUUCUGUGCUUCCAAUAUCUGUUGGGGUACGUUGAUUGGAACCUCA